AUGAACGCCAUUUCACGCCAAGUAUACCGAACGACAGAAGUAUGGACUAGAGCUUGGCAAAGGAGAUCGCCCAAUCUUAAUGGAAAGAUGGACAAGUCGCCACCACUGACUCGAGCUGAUUUAAGAAAUUACGCACCAGCAUCCAAUUUGCAGCUGAAUGAAGAGAUUAAACGCAUGAUUAGUGAAGGCAAGAAUAUUUAUCACUUCGGAUUUGGUCAAUCGCCCUUUCCUGUGAUGAAAGAAUUUUGCCAAAAGUUAAGCCAAUAUGCUGGUGCCAACCAGUAUUUGGCCGUUACUGGUAAGGAAUAUCUUGCUUGA
Messenger RNA from Trichoplax adhaerens, 318 nucleotides. RefSeq lists its product as uncharacterized. NCBI's taxonomy places the organism in Eukaryota, Metazoa, Placozoa, Uniplacotomia, Trichoplacea, Trichoplacidae. The transcript is spliced from 2 exons. Bases 1 to 318 code for a protein of 105 amino acids. The record is from RefSeq and is a predicted model, not a curated record.